Molecule: messenger RNA, 3069 nt
Organism: Toxorhynchites rutilus septentrionalis
Lineage: Eukaryota; Metazoa; Arthropoda; Insecta; Diptera; Culicidae
Gene: IntS4
Product: integrator complex subunit 4
Exons: 3
Coding region: 180-3023 (947 amino acids)
Biological process (GO): snRNA processing
Cellular component (GO): integrator complex
Source: RefSeq, a predicted model, not a curated record
UUGACUAAACACAGAUGUUUACAUUCGAUUACACCGCUGUGAUCAUAACACAUUCCAACUCAAGUUUUGAUUCUAAACUCAAUGCAAUAUUCAUGCAUUGAAUCAAUUGUUUUCUUACCAAUUUCACAAAAACAUCCCGAUUCUCUGUAAUCACCAAAGAAUCUUGCGACGAUCCAAAAAUGUCUCUCGGAGUGAAAAGACCCCUUGCGGAACCAACGCAGACAAUUCAGGAACCGGCCCCGAUCGUCCCGCAGAUCGUGGGCUCGAGCAGCGUCACCGCACGAAUAUACAAACGCAUUCGGCUGACAGCUCGCAAAGCGACCGGUGCUCCGGUUUCCAUUUUGGCCUAUGUGAAUCUGCUGGAGGAUGCGGCCAACAGCAACGAUGCGUUGCAGAUUCUCAUAAAAAUUUCCGACGCGAUGCAGUUCGACGAGACCGAAUUCCCGGAGGCGAUUCGCAAGCUGGUGGAGCACUUCCAGCGCGAGCAGGAAUCCGCGGUGAGGGUGAAAAUCCUGUCGCUUUUUGGUGAUUUGGCUACCGAGACGGGAAUCGACGGGCCGCAGUUAAUUGACGAAGUUAUUGGCCUGCUGAAGGCGGAAACAUCGGCCAAGGUGAUAUCGCAGGGAUUGCUAGCGCUGGAUCGGAUCGGAAGGGCGUGUCCGACGUCGGUGGCGUACAUUAAUAAGAUGGUUUUCUUUGCCAAGAGCAAACUGUUCUCGUCCAGUCAUAACGUCCAGAGGCACGCGAUUUUGCUGCUGGGAGCGUUCGUGUUGGUUUCGGACGCGGAGAAGGAAAGUUUGGAGCUGAUUGGCAAGUACACGGAUUCGCAGGAUGCUCGCGUAAGGGCACAAGCGUUUCGUUCGAUACUGGCUAUGGGAGAGCGCGGGGUAAGCUUGCCGGCAACGCUUUAUGCGAGGGCUUGCGCUGCUCUGAACGAUGACUACGAAUGUGUGCGGAAGGAGGCUCUGCAGUUGGUGUAUGAGAUGGGUAUAAGGCACCCAGAGGGAACUAUUGUAGUAAGCGAUUCCGAGCAGGAAAUUCGAUUGAUUGACGAUGCGUUUGGGAAGGUGUGCAAUGCAAUUUGUGACCUUUCAAUGCAUAUUCGUACACUGGCCGCAGAGUUGCUGGGAGGAAUGACAAUGGUCAAUGAUGAGUUCCUCCAUCAGACGCUUGAUAAAAAGUUGAUGAGUAAUAUGCGGAGGAAGAAAAGUUUACACGAGCGGAACGCGGAGCACUUUACCAGUGGUGAGUGGUCCAGCGGGAAGAAGUGGGCGGAUGACGCACCGAAGGAACUGGUGAAUGCGGAAUCCGUGUCGCUGAUGGCUUCCGGAGCAUGCGGUGCACUGGUGCAGGGUUUGGAGGAUGAAUUUUUGGAAGUGAGAACAGCUUCGGUAAAUUCGAUGUGUAAGCUGGCGCUUAAAAAUCCUCCGUUUGCUGUCACAUCGCUCGAUUUCUUGGUGGAUAUGUUCAACGACGAGAUCGAAGAGGUUCGAUUGAGAGCAAUUUAUAGCUUGACGGCCAUUUCCAAACAUAUCAUUUUGCGUGAGGAUCAGUUGGAAACAAUGUUAAGCUCAUUGGAAGAUUAUUCCGUCGAAGUUCGCGAAGGACUUCAUCUCAUGCUGGGAGCCUGUAAGGUCUCCACAAAGGCUUGUCUGUCACUAGUCGUUCAAAAGGUACUCGAUGUGCUGCUGAAGUAUCCUGAAGAUCGACUUUCAACUUUCGGUUGCAUGCAGCGUGUCGGUCAGAAACAUCCUGAGAUAUGUAUGUCGCUAACCCCUCAGUUACUUCAGGAUCAUCCAUUUUUCGACAGCGCCGAACGGGAUGUGGAAGAUCCAUCGUACGUUUGUAUUUUGAUCAUGUUAUUCAACGCAGCCCAACAUCUUCCGCCAAUGCUAAGUCUCUUUCCGGAAACGAUCGUCAAACAUUAUGCGUAUUUGCGAGACACAAUGCCAAGUUUCGUUCCUCAUCUGAAUUUGGGGGGCCAAUCAACCGAACUGACAUUAACCGGUUCCACCGGCUCUCGACAAUUUUUGGAAACCAUUCUGAAUAACACCCAACUCUCGUACUCAGCUCCCCAAGCUCGUCAAGCUCUACUGAAAUCCGCCCAAGAAAAUCUCGACCGUUUAGCCGAAAUUGAUCCAUCAUUCUCAGGGACGGCCAAUUUCACUGCCGUCUUUCUUGGCACCCAACUUCUGAUGGAGCAGUUGCAAGGGGCCACUGCUGGCCAACCGACGAAAGCGCCCCUAAAAGAAAGCCUAAGCCAAUUGAUCCGGAAGUGUCUCAAACUGCAGAAUCUUUUCUCCAAUCUCACACUCGAUGAUCAUCUGCUGGUAAAGCAAAUGUGUCUCCGUGCCAGUGCCCUAAAUUUGGUGUUGGUCGUAAAAGAUCGCACCCAAAGUGCGCUCGCGCCUUGUCAGCUUCUGUUGCACAUCGCGGCGGACGCCAGCAACUAUCUGCAGGAGCACAAUACGCUCGUGGCGGAUUCCUUCACCAGUACCAUCCUCACCAAGCUCGCUUCGAUUGGAGAUCCUCGUCCGGGACGAGUUUUUCGGGAGAUCCUUCCGGUGGUGCAGGCCGCCCCACCAGUGGUGGUUCCGCAAAUUAACACAAACAUCAAAAUGAGCAAAGCCCGCAUCCUGGAACCGUCGGAGAACUGCUUCAACUCGGACAACGUGAUCAAGGUCACCGCCGGACUUAUAGCGGCCGUUCCCCUCGUAGCUGAGCUGGAGAAUUUGCAGGAGUGCCAGCGACAGGAUUUGCGCCUCAAAAUCAAGUAUCCGGACCAAAACGUGCACAUCAUUGUGCCCCGGAAGCGCGAUCUAAAGAAGAUUAUGACGGAGGAGGGCGAGAGUGAGUCCCAUUGGCGGCUGCGGACGACGGUGCUGUUGUCGCACAGCGUGUGGACCGAAGCCUCGCCGGUCGACAUCAGCAUCUGCUUGGCGGUGAGACCCAGCAGCGAUCUCGAGCUGUGCAAGUCGGUGAAGGUGCAGUUUUCCCCGAAACCGGUUAAGAGGGGAAUUUGAGUGGUGGGAAAUAAUAAAAAAUUUUUCAGAUUUAGUGGAAACAUAA